Messenger RNA from Cladophialophora psammophila CBS 110553, 747 nucleotides. RefSeq lists its product as uncharacterized. The transcript has a single exon. NCBI's taxonomy places the organism in Eukaryota, Fungi, Ascomycota, Eurotiomycetes, Chaetothyriales, Herpotrichiellaceae. The record is from RefSeq and is a predicted model, not a curated record. Bases 1 to 747 code for a protein of 248 amino acids.
AUGUCCUCGUUAACAGUCCACCACCUGCACAUCUCGCAGUCCGAGCGAAUCGUCUGGCUCUGCGAGGAACUAGAGAUUCCCUACGUUUUGAAGACGUACAGGCGCAGCCCGAUCUUCGCGCCGGCAGACCUGGCUGCUUUGACGCCGCAGCGGUCCGCGCCGGUCAUCACGACCACCAACGCCGUGACGGGCGUCGAGUUCAACAUGUCCGAGUCCGGCGCCAUCGCCGAGUACAUCAACAGCAUAUUCGGACACAAUCGACUCUCGCUCGCGCCCACGCACGAGAACUACCCGGACUACGUGUUCUGGUUCCACUUCGCCAGCGCGAGCCUGGCGCUGGCGUUCUUCCGCAAGAUGAACGCCGCGCUACUCCAACCGGCGGCCGACAACGCCUUCGCAAAGGCCAUCGGCGCGGGACUCCACAAACACCUCGCCGCCGUGGAUGCGCGGCUUGCGCACACCGGCGCCUACCUCGUGGGCGAGCACUUCACGCUCGCGGACAUCAUGACCGCCUGGUCCCUCACCACGGGCCGCCAGUGGCAUCCCGCCGAUCUCUCAGCAUAUCCGGCCAUCCUGGCGUAUUUGCAGCGCAUCGCCGCGCGGGAGGGGUACCGGAGGGCGAUGGACAAGGCCGAGCCAGGCCUGGAUUGGCGGCAGGCGCUGACGGCCCAGGGCCCGGAGGUGUUCCCUGCGUACCGCCAACUGUUGGACCAGAUGGGGAUCGAUGCUGCGCAGCUGAAGAACUGA